Molecule: messenger RNA, 2029 nt
Organism: Yamadazyma tenuis ATCC 10573
Lineage: Eukaryota; Fungi; Ascomycota; Pichiomycetes; Serinales; Debaryomycetaceae
Source: RefSeq, a predicted model, not a curated record
UAACCAAAAUUUUCAGUACUGCUUGGGAAUAUAAUGAUUAGAACCGGACUUCGGAACUCACUGGUUAGCAUACGGUACUUGCACAGCACCAGAUCAUCAUACUCAUUCAUUGGGGACUGGUUUGGUAGUAAAAAGACCACAGAAAAAAAAGAUAUCGUCAAAGAACAAGAUAAUCUUGAAGAAGGAACGAAGAUCGUUAUAUUGAAUGAGAAGAACUCUCCUAACAAACCUAAGUUUACCGUCAAAUCCCACAUGCCAGAUUUUAAAAUCCAUCAAUGGAAAACAAAGAAUGUAACUGCAAAGAGGAUAGAGAGCACCUACAAUACUGAAGAUCUCGUCAACAUAAUAAAUGACACAUUAAAGAGUUUGCAGAGGGAACCAAGUGAACUCGAAAAGUUUGAGGACGUUAAACUCCAUGAUUUGACUUUCAGAUUCCAGUUCACAAAACAGUUACAGAGAAACUUAGGGUUUGACAUCAAGGACUCGAUAUUAACAAAGUCUCAUGAUUUGAAAGUCUUGUUUGAUGAGUUGAAUGCCAUUGUUAACAGAAGAUUCCUCAACGAAAGAAAUGCAAAUGAUAUUGCCUUGAAGCCGGAGGACUUUUCUGCUCCAAAUGUAUACGUAAACCAAGAGCUUUCUGAGUUUGAGAAGGCUCGGGAGUUCAACAAAUUGGUCGAACAAGCAAGAAACUCUUUAUAAAAUUUCAUGUAAAUAGUAAUAAAUAACCUACACCAGUAUUCACCUUUUGUUCACGGAAUAUCCUAUCAAUGUGGCAGUUGCCAAUACCAAAAGCACGCCAGGUAUCAAGACUUCGUUGGGAACACCAAAAAACCCAUUCUCAGAUACCCGUCUAGGUCUUUUGGGUUUUCUAAUCUUGAUGUUUUCUAUGGGUGCUGGCUCGUGGGGAUUAUGUAAAUAUAAGUUAGCCUUAUGGCUGGCGAGUCUCAAGUUGAUCUUCACGCAGUCAAGCAAAUCAUUAUCUGAGGUGAUUGACACAAUAUCCCCUUCAUCAUCAACAUAGCUUAUGGCGUAUGUCUUUCCGUCAUCAUUAACUUUUGUCACUCUAAGGUACUGAAAGUCUUUAGGAUGUAACUUUUCGUCUAUCAAUUCUCUUAAUUUUGUCAAGCCAUCAGUAGGCUUAAUGGAAAUCCGAUGGACUCGGUUUUCAUUGGCAGGAGAUUUGAACUUCAAUACAAAUGACUCGUCAAGAGAGUCUAAAAGACUUGUUCUGCUCUUUUGAGGAGUUUCAAUAUGAGAGAUAGAAUCAGAUGGCUUGAUAUCAAGGUUCAAAUCCGAUGAAGUGAGGCCAGCCUGAGAAGUCAAAUUGGUUGGUGUUUGGGGCCUACCACUGGAGUCGACCACCAAGGAAUCUGAAUUAACUGAAUCAGCAUCGUUGUCUAAUGAUGUCCAAAACUUAUUCCAAGCGGGUCCUUCAGCUCCACCACUUUUUGCUUCCGAAACGAUCUCAGGACUCUCUUGAUCUUUGACUUGCUUAAUUUGGUUUAGCGUAGCGUAGGUUAACUUUAACACUUCAACGAUCCCAAUUAUAUCACCGGAAUCCCCCACAACAGGUAAGUUUAAAUAGUGACCAUCGAACAUCUUCCUCAAAGAUUCUUGAAUGGAAAGAUCAUGACGAGCUACGUCCGGCUGCGGAGUCAUAACCCUGACGAUAGAACAGUUCUUGGGGGUCAAACCGGCAGCAAUGACUCGCAAAACCACGUCCUUGGAUGUAAAAAUCCCGUUAACCUUAUCUUCAUUAUCCUUUACAAGAACAGCAGUGGUGUUAUUCUCUUUCAUCAAAACAGUCGCCUCAUAAACAGUAGUUUUUAUCGAGCAGUAGAUAGGGACGGUUCUGGAGUCCAACACGGUAUCCAAAGUUGGACCGUUCAUCUUGCUCUUUAACUCCUCAAAGUAUUGGAAUACUUGAAGUGGCUGUUGUACUACUGCCAUUUCGGAGUGAACUGUGUCGAAAGCUUCGUACAAUCUCUUUGAAGAUUCGUGCAUUCUCUCCAACUUCUCCAUUUGCUGG